Thunnus maccoyii (southern bluefin tuna) is the source of this 2801-nucleotide messenger RNA. RefSeq names its product galactosidase, beta 1-like (gene glb1l). NCBI's taxonomy places the organism in Eukaryota, Metazoa, Chordata, Actinopteri, Scombriformes, Scombridae. Gene Ontology annotation, cellular component: vacuole. Gene Ontology annotation, biological process: carbohydrate metabolic process. The record is from RefSeq and is a predicted model, not a curated record. Bases 399 to 2291 code for a protein of 630 amino acids. The transcript is spliced from 16 exons. Gene Ontology annotation, molecular function: beta-galactosidase activity.
AGUUAAGGCCGAAACGUGGCAUCUAGUGGUCAAACUGCAAAUACAUUAAACGUUUAAGUCUGAAUAUUUUCAUUAUUUCAAAGUGGGCUGAUCAUGUUUCCAACUAAUAUUUCUUUAUUUUUGGUUCCCAUUUAAACAACAACCGUCAUGCUUGUUAUAAUUAAUCACGUGAACAGGUUAGAAACAACACUGCCGGGACAUGAACACGACUGACUUUAGGACCCUGCGGAUGACCGACGUGAAUCACAUGACGUACAGCACGUCGAUCAUAAUGUUGCUGCACGGUUAAACGCGCUGAAAGCUUCAUACUCGCAGCUACAGAUGUAAAGUCGCAGCAGCUUAACAGAAAGUAGUUAUGGUUACGUUUUAAGCUCAGGCUUCGCAGAAAGGCAGCGGAAAUGGCUGCGAGUGUUUUCCUCCUCGUUGCUGUGAGCUUUGCCUGUUUAUCUGUCAGUGGAAACUUGGUGUCUGGAAAGAGAUCAUUCUCUAUAGACUACAAAAACAACUGUUUCCUGAAAGAUGGGGAGCCUUUUCAGUACAUCUCAGGCAGUAUCCACUACUCCCGAAUCCCACGGUACUACUGGAAGGAUCGGCUCCUAAAGAUGUACAUGACGGGACUCAAUGCAGUCCAAGUAUAUGUGCCCUGGAACUUCCAUGAAACAGUACAGGGGGUGUACAACUUCACGGCGGACCGAGAUUUGGAGCAUUUCUUGGAUCUGGCCAAUCAGACGGGUCUUCUGGUCAUCCUGCGUCCAGGUCCUUACAUCUGUGCAGAAUGGGAAAUGGGUGGAUUGCCAGCAUGGUUACUAACGAAACCAAACAUCAUACUGCGCUCAACUGACACAGAUUAUAUGCAGGCGGUCACCAGCUGGCUCACUGUUCUCCUCCCCAAAAUGAAGCCAUGGCUGUACAAUAAUGGGGGUAACAUCAUUAGUGUCCAGGUUGAGAAUGAAUAUGGAAGUUACUACAUGUGUGACUACAACUACAUGCGUCACCUGCGGACUCUGUUCCGCUUCUUUCUGGGUGAAGACACAAUCCUGUUCACCACUGAUGGAAACACAGACAAAGAAAUGACCUGCGGGACUCUAGAAGGAUUAUACGCCACAGUAGACUUUGGCACAGACACCAACAUAACUGAAGCCUUCAACCGGCAAAGACGGUUUGAAUCUCGAGGCCCCUUGGUGAAUUCAGAGUUUUACACUGGCUGGUUGGACCACUGGGGAGAUCAACAUGCUGUGGUUGAUUCUCAGAGGGUCAGCAGAAUGCUUGGAGAAAUGCUAACCAUGGGGGCCAGCGUCAACCUGUACAUGUUUGAAGGAGGUACUAACUUUGGCUACUGGAAUGGUGCUGAUCAUGACAACAGGUUCCACUCAGUAGUGACUAGUUAUGAUUAUGACGCACCGCUGACUGAAGCAGGAGACCCCACAGAGAAGCUAUUGGCCAUCAGAGAUGUCAUUAAGCAGUUCAGAGAGGUUCCCUCUGGACCCAUGCCGCCAGCUACUCCCAAGUUUGCUUACGGCUUUGUGACUCUGAGAAAGGUAGGCAACGUUAGCAGUCUGCUAAAGAUCCUCUCACCCCUGGGCCCUGUCCAAUCCCAGUACCCGCUGACGUUUGAAGAGAUGAAACAGUACUAUGGAUACAUGCUGUAUCAGACCACGCUGCCCAGGGACCUCUCAGAGCCCACACCACUUAUCUCUCCACUGAAUGGGGUUCAUGACCGUGCAUAUGUGUCCGUCAAUGGGGUUUUCCAGGGCUUGCUGGAGAGAGACACUGUGCUGGUGAUGAACAUCACUGGACAGCAGGGGGACACUAUGGAUAUCCUCAUUGAGAACAUGGGCAGGGUUAACUUUGGCAGCAAAAUCAAUGACCAUAAGGGCCUCUUGAGCAACCUGAUCCUGGGUAAAGACAUACUGACUAACUGGAAGAUCUACCCUCUGGACAUUGAUGGAGCCAUUGAUGGUGGAUGGCCUCAGUCCUCCCCUGCAUUUGAGGAGGAACCUUCAGUCGGGCCAACCAUUUACAUGGGAACAUUACAGCCCAACAACCUGGCAUGGGACACCUUUCUCAAGCUCAAUGAAUGGACUAAGGGUCAGGUUUGGAUUAAUGGUGUGAACCUGGGACGAUACUGGCCAGCCAGGGGCCCUCAGCAGACCCUUUACGUCCCUGGACCCCUGCUUAGCACCACCCUGCCCAACAACAUCACAGUGCUGGAGCUAGAGGGGGCGCCAGCAAACUUAAGGGUUCUUUUUAUGGACAGGCCACAACUCAGUGUCCCUGAUAAAAAGCCUUAAGAGACUUUUGCAACAUUGGUGUGUUCAGCGUACCAUAUACAUUCAGCUGGUUGAAUACUUCAUCACAGUGGCUGUUUAAAGCAUUCUGUACAAGGAAUCAGUACACGGUUUGAAGCAAAGUAGAAUAAUUCACCUCAAAUGUGAGGGAAUUGAGGGACAAAGCUUUGCACACUAUUUCUGUGGCACCAUUACUCUUAAUCACUUGAGAUUACAUCGUUUCAUACAGCAUGUAGGGAACUCUUUAUCGGUCUUGAAUUAAGUCAAUCAAUAUCAACCGCUUCAUAGUCAAACAGCAAUGAUGUUGAUUUUGUCUUAAAGGUAGAAAAUGCCGAGGCCUGUGGAAAAAAUUAUAUUGGUAAAUUAUGUAUUUAACAAAGUAUUUCAGUUCUUUUUUUUUAUUGCAUUUGCUUUUUUACUUGACCUUUGAAUUGCAGAUUCUUUGAAUAAAUUAUACAUUUGAUUGUUUUGAUACAGUAUUUGUAUCCAGUGAACACUGUGUUUGAAUUAAAA